UAUGGCUCAUAAUGUUGCUGGAUUAACUGUUAGCCUCAAUGAGGCUGAAAGAUUAGAGAAAGAAACCGCGGAAAGACUAUUGAAAUCGCGAAAGUUAUCUUUAAUAGUCGAUUUAGAUCAAACUCUAAUUCACGCAACCGUAGAUCCAACGGUAGAUGAAUGGAUUAAUGAUGAAAAUAAUAUUAAUAAUCCUACGAUUAAGGACAUUCAUAAAUUUGUUCUAUCUGAUAGUCCAACGAAAAAUAUACGACGUUUAUUUCCCUGCGAUGACUCCAUGGUCGUUGCAAUUGAUGAUCGAGCUGACAAACCAACUAAUGUUCCAACUAGUGUUCCAACUGAUGUUCCAACUGAUGUUCCAACUAGUGUUCCAACUGAUGCCCCAACUGAUGCCCCAACUGAUGUCCCAACUGAUGUCCCAACUGAUGUCCCAACUGAUGUCUCAACUGAUGUCUCAACUGAUGUCCCAACUGAUGUCCCAACUGAUGUCAUUUCAAAAGAACCAAUAACACCCUCCUCGUUGGAGAGUGAUACUGUU
Messenger RNA from Racocetra fulgida, 535 nucleotides. Lineage: Eukaryota; Fungi; Glomeromycota; Glomeromycetes; Diversisporales; Gigasporaceae. The record is from the annotation of a GenBank genome assembly.